AUGGCGAGCGGCGGCGUGGGGUGUUAUUCCGUUUCCGAACUCUGCGCACUCACUGGCGGCGGGCGAUUGCCUGGCCACCUGCCCGUCGCCUGCUGCCCAACCUGCGUGAUUGGCGGCCCGGGCUUGCACGCUCUCCCUUUCUUGUUCGGCCUGUCGCUUGCCUUUUCAGAUUGUCCUAGACCUGGCGGCGGUCCCGGCUCUGGAUGCCGGCCGUCUACUGGCCUCCCUCCCUCUGUCUACUUUACGCACUUGGCGCUUGCUGGGCCACUCCCCUCCCUCUCCCGGAGCGCUCACUGGCACCUUCCCGGCCUCACGCCUGCCGCCCUUCUGCCCGGGCGGGUGGCGGCUCUGGCUAC
Symbiodinium sp. CCMP2456 is the source of this 356-nucleotide messenger RNA. The record is from the annotation of a GenBank genome assembly. Lineage: Eukaryota; Dinophyceae; Suessiales; Symbiodiniaceae.